This is a messenger RNA of Corythoichthys intestinalis (scribbled pipefish), 2954 nucleotides long. RefSeq names its product solute carrier family 27 member 1a (gene slc27a1a). Gene Ontology annotation, cellular component: mitochondrial inner membrane; plasma membrane. The transcript has 13 exons. NCBI's taxonomy places the organism in Eukaryota, Metazoa, Chordata, Actinopteri, Syngnathiformes, Syngnathidae. Gene Ontology annotation, biological process: phosphatidylserine biosynthetic process; response to cold; cardiolipin biosynthetic process. The coding region runs from base 439 to 2385 and encodes 648 amino acids. The record is from RefSeq and is a predicted model, not a curated record. Gene Ontology annotation, molecular function: long-chain fatty acid-CoA ligase activity; fatty acid transmembrane transporter activity; long-chain fatty acid transmembrane transporter activity.
GCUUCAUCGGCGACGUCUCUGUUCAACAUGGAGUACAGAAGGAAGAAAAAUAGGCAGGACCACUCUAAAAACUUGAAUAAGCGCAAUUCCAUUUAGCUUAACUACCCGGGUAUACACCAUGGACUUUCGUUUGUAAACAGCGCACUUGCUUCCGGAACAUUUACGAACGUCGGACGACAUUUGGAGUGUCAGUCACUAUUUUUUUUUUUUUUUUUUAAACUGAAACCACGCGAACCGGCGUCAUGCAAAAGUCUCACUACUAUUAACAACACCCGUUCAACAGUAGGCAACUUAUCGCUCAGGAAAGCCGCACCAAAUCGGAAGUAAUUUUUGAAAACGACUACAUGUGGCCGUGACCCCCCCCCCCCCCCCCCCCCCCUUCGGUUAACUUUAGGUUAUUGGGUGAAAGGUGACACUGCCGUGGCUGUUUACUUGAGAAUGCACAAUGCAGCGAGUGUGUCAGCCUCUCUGGGCUCCAUGGGACUGCUGCGUCUCCUCGGGGUGUCCUGGCCCUGGAGUGUGGUGGCGGGACUUGGGGUCUACUUGGGCACCAGCAAAUGGAAAUACUUCUAUAUAGCGGCGCGGACGUUCAAAAGAGACUUCACAGGUCUAUGCGUUCUCCUAAGAGUCAAACUGGCCAUGUGGCACUACAUGCGCGACGACAGCAACGUCCUCACCAUGUUUGCUCAGACGGUAAAACGCAACCCCAACAAGGUCGCGCUGAUCUACGAGGCCACGGGCGAAGCGUGGACGUUCACCCAGCUGGACCAGAUUUCCAACGCGGUGGCCAACUGGGCCAGAAGUCAGGGUUGGAUCACCGGAGACGUGGUGGCCCUCUUCAUGGAGAGUCGCCCGUUGCAGGUGGCGCUCUGGCUGGGCUUUGCCAAAGUCGGCGUGGAAGCAGCGCUCAUCAACUUCAACCUCCGCGCGGAUUCGCUCAUUCACUGCAUCGGGGUGUCUCGCUCUCGGGCUAUUAUCUUUGGAGCUGAGCUUGCUGAUGCCAUUUCGGAAGUCAGCGCCUCCCUCAGUCAGUCCAUGAUGAGGUUUGUUACCGGAGACCUCGACACCAAUUACAAGAGCUAUCUGGGUGCCACGCCCUUGGAUCCAAUUUUAGCAUCCACGCCGAGGAAUUCCCCUUUACCUUGUAUUACGCACAAAGGCAUGAACGACUGUUUGUUUUACAUCUACACCUCUGGCACCACAGGACUACCCAAGGCUGCUAUUGUCGUGCACAGUAGGUACUACCGAAUCGCUGCUUUUGGCUACUACGCGUUUCGGAUGCGCCCAGAUGACAUCAUCUAUGACUGUCUUCCUCUCUAUCACUCAGCAGGUAACAUCAUGGGCGUCGGGCAAAGUCUGAUACAUGGCGUCACUGUUGUCGUCAAGAAGAAAUUCUCAGCGAGUCGCUUCUGGGAUGAUUGUAUCAAGUACAAUUGCACUGUUGUCCAGUACAUCGGCGAAAUCUGCCGCUACCUGCUGUCUCAACCGGUGCGACCGUCAGAAAAGGCCCACAAGGUUCGCCUGGCCGUCGGAAACGGUCUGCGUCCCAGCGUGUGGGAAGCUUUCACCGAGCGUUUCGGUGUGCCGCGAAUCGGAGAGUUCUACGGAGCGACCGAGUGCAACUGUAGCAUAGCCAAUUUGGACGGCAAGGUGGGGGCCUGUGGAUUUAACAGUCGCAUUCUACCCAAUAUUUACCCCAUCCGUCUGGUCAAAGUGCACGAGGACACCAUGGAGCUGGUCCGGGAUAGCCGAGGCCUCUGUGUGCCCUGUCAACCCGGUGAGCCGGGUCUCUUGGUGGGCCGCAUCAACCAAAAGGAUCCCCUGAGGCGAUUUGAUGGCUAUGUUAACCACGAAGCUACUAACAAGAAAAUAGCUCAAAAUGUCUUCAAGAAGAAUGACACAGCCUAUUUGUCAGGUGAUGUCUUGGUGAUGGAUGACUUAGGCUACAUGUAUUUCCGAGACCGCAGCGGCGACACUUUCCGCUGGCGGGGAGAGAACGUGUCCACCACAGAAGUGGAGGGCAUACUGAGCAACAUCUUAAACCAGACCGACGUGGCUGUGUACGGCGUGACUGUGCCAGGUGUUGAAGGGAAGGCAGGCAUGGCCGCAAUCGCCGACGCCAACGGCACUUUCGACUGCAAUGCCUUCCUCCAGAAAGUCCAGACCGCUUUACCGCCAUACGCUCGUCCGGUAUUCCUACGUUUAUCACCGACCGUCGAUACUACAGGUACCUUCAAAAUCCAGAAAACCAGGCUGCAGAGGGAAGGUUACGAUCCACGCUUUACAAGCGACCGGAUCUACUUCCUCAACGUGAAAGUGGGCCGCUACGUGGCCAUCAACGAUGAGCUCUUCGCGGCUAUAAUGGAGGCCCGAGUUCAUUUAUGAUGCGAAGUCUGGAAUUUUAACCCUUCAGGGAACAGAGCUGACAAGACUACUCACCAAGGCAGCAUUGUUACAGGUGACUUUUUUGUUUUUUUAACACUUAGGAGUAAUAUGCCGCGUAAUGUGCUGGGCAUUUUUUUUUUUUUACCUCCGCCACCUCACAGAGCCUUCGCUGUACAUACUUGAGUGGUCAUUCUGAAUUUAGGAGCACAAUACAGUGGCUAAGUCACCUUUGUCAGAGGGAACUAGACGUUAUUCUCAUAGUGUUACGCGACGCCAUGAAGGGAGUUGCGAGGUCAAAGACUAAUGUUUGUUAUGCCGUGGAUAGGGAAUAAAAAGUUUUCAUGUUCUCAUGUUUGUUCUUUAAAAAAAGUUUCAUGUCCGCACGUCUCAAAAGCCACCAUUGUUAAUGUGCCUUAUGUCAGGAAAAAAAAAUUGAGUUUUAUGCAAAAAUUGUUUUGAAAUGCACAUACAUCAGUGAAAUGAUCAGGAAGUAGUGAAAAAAAUAAUAUAUACACCUUCCAAUGACAGCUUUUGUGUGAACUCCAAAUUAAAGUUUGAAUCUAAAACAA